AGUAUUUUUGUUUUGAGGUGUUAUGAUAGAAUAGAAUACAAAUUAAUUUAUGGCAGCUACUUUGGGAAGAACUGUGACAUCGAAUUGUGAUUUUCAAAAGACAUUUAGGUCAAAUAUUGUAAAAUUAAGCGUUUCAAAGCACUAAUUUUAAGAAGUCUGAAACCGGUUCACACCAAAGUGAAAUUAACCAGCACUAAAACUAGUUAGAAAAGUUUUAAUGAUUUGGUUGAAGGUCUAGUCUAUGCCCUGUGAUUCAUUGCUUUAUGUGAACCUCGUUUUUCUGUCAGUUCUGCUUCAGUAAGGACGUUUUUCUGGUCAAAAAGUUGAAGAAACAGCUGCGUUUUAGGUGGGGUGGAGUCGCACAAUAACGAAGGAACUGCCUGCCAAAAUGUGACUCACCAGAUAUUAUGGACACCCUUAAGAGGAGAAGGAGUGGGAAAGAAAGUUUUAGUUGCUUCAAAAGACGCAUAAAUAAUAUAAUCUGGGAAGAUGUAUAGAGAAAAAGGGACAGUUUUAUUGAUAACAGCCCAUUAUUUUUAAACACUGGUCUCAGCACUGGGAAGUUGAGUAAAAGAGAAAAAAAACAACAUUCACUGGAAACUAGACAUACUUCCCUAAAAUAGGACUUCAAUGACAAUCUAAACUGAAAGAUAAUCAAUUCUUUCCAAACACAAAUACAAGGCACUUUCCAGUUGCUGUGGAAAUAAAAAAAAACAACCAAAAGGCAUUUUUUAAAUGACAGAUCAUCAGUGCAGAUAUUAAGGAAGAGCCAGGUCGUCCUGAAGAAAAGCAGCCUGAAAAGGAUAAUGACAGAGGGGAUUUCCCAGCCGGGUAUUUUGAGAAGCAGCUGUCUCUGAAAAGCUCCGUCUCCGCGCAGACUGAGAGCUGCAGAUCCGCUUCAGAGCAUCUUUCAGCGGGGGCACUGGAAGAUGCAGACGUCGGCAUGUCGCGCUGCUCCCGGAUCUCUGUAGUCAUGACGGCCGGAGGAAGAUGUGUGAACUGACUUGUGUCAUUCCUGGCGUUGUUGGAUCUGUUUUUUCUUUCCACCGAGUGAAUCUGUGAAUCUGGACGUGUUGCGGGACUGAAAUGGAGCGUCAGUCCGAAGCGUGAAAGACACCGACCGACAGUUUGUGUUUGAGGGCUAAAAUUGGACAAUAAGCAAAGGAAAUCAGAAAGAGGGGGGUCUCAUCAUUUGCAAUGGUAAUUUUUCUGUUUCUAUUUUUAGCCACAAUUUCUUUUCUCCAUUGUGACAUGACCACGAAGCCAUAUUGAAUGCCUUAUUAAUGAUUUUUCAUGGAAUUUAAUUCACAGACACUUGCUGUAUUCUCUAAUUAGGAGUAUAUUGACCUAAUUCAAAGAAGCCAAUCAUGUCCAAAAAUAAGAGCAGCGAGUCAGUGAAGGUGGUAGUUCGAUGCCGUCCGUUGAGCCGGAAAGAGGAGUCUAAUGGUCCUGCUGGGGGGAUUGUGCAGAUGGAUCUACGGCUCGGACAGGUGAUCCUCAGAAACCCCCGAGCGCCACCAAGCGAGCCCCAAAAAACAUUCACAUUUGAUGCGGUAUACGAUUCAAGCUCCAAACAGCGAGACCUGUAUGACGAAAGCGUCCGUCCACUGAUAGAUUCAGUUCUUGCAGGCUUCAAUGGCACCAUCUUUGCCUACGGGCAGACUGGAACUGGAAAGACCUACACCAUGCAGGGAUUGUGGCUGGACCCAGAGAAGCAAGGUGUGAUCCCUAAUGCUUUUGACCACAUCUUCACGCACAUUUCCCGCUCACAGUCCGACAAGCAGUAUCUGGUGCGGGCGUCCUACCUUGAGAUCUACCUAGAGGAGAUCCGUGACCUCCUUGAUCCCAAUCACGGCAACACCAGAGGACUUGAGCUCAGAGAGAGUCCGGAGACAGGAGUUUAUGUUCAAGAUCUCACAUCUUGCGUGUGCAAAAGUAUCAAGGAGAUCGAGGAGGUAAUGAAUGUGGGCAAUCAGGCCAGGGCAGUUGGAGCAACGGACAUGAAUGAACAUUCAUCAAGGUCCCAUGCCUUGUUUCUGAUCACUGUGGAAUGCAGUCAGCCUGGACCAGAUGGGAGGAAACAUAUUAGAGUGGGACGCCUUAAUUUGGUGGACCUGGCUGGCAGUGAGCGGCAAGCUAAGACAGGAGUCCAGGGUGACCGCCUUAAGGAAGCCGCUAAGAUCAACCUAUCUCUAUCAGCUCUGGGAAAUGUCAUCUCAGCUUUGGCCGAUGGACGUAGCAGCCACGUGCCGUACCGGGACUCCAAGCUGACGCGGCUGUUGCAGGACUCUUUGGGUGGCAAUGCCAAGACGGUGAUGGUUGCAACUCUUGGUCCAGCCCCCCAGCAUUACGAUGAGACUCUCACCACCCUUCGUUAUGCCAAUCGUGCAAAGAACAUCCAGAACCAGCCCAGAGUCAACGAGGACCCCAAAGAUGCUCUUCUCCGUGAGUUCCAGAAGGAGAUCGCUCGUCUCAGGGCGCAGCUCAACCACAGGAGGUUUAGGAGCAAACAGAAGAAGGAGCAGGUGGAUGGUGAGGCUUGGGAAAGAGAUGGGGAUGAAGAGGAGGAGGAGGUUGAGGAAGAAGAGGUGGAAAAAGAGGCAGAAGAGUUUGUGAAGCUGGAGGAACAAAGGUUGGAGAAGGAGAAUGAAGCCAUUAGAGAGGAUCAAUUCCUGUUGGCAGAGGAGAAGCAGAAGCUCCUGGGGGAGAACGAGAAGAUGAUGGGGAAUCUGAGGAAGAGGCAGGAAGCCACCGAACAGCUGACUGCCAGAUACAAGGCAAUGGAGAGCAAGCUGCUGGUUGGAGGGAAGAACAUAAUCGAUCACACCAACGAGCAGCAGAAGAUGCUGGAGAUGAAAAGGCAGGAGAUCGCUGAGCAGACACGAAGGGAGAGGGAGAUGCAGCAGCAGAUGUUGAUCCAGGAUGAGGAGGCGGUGGAGCUGAGGGAGACGUUCACAUCCCUUCAACAAGAAGUCGAGGCCAAGACCAAGAAACUCAAGAAGCUGUACGCCAAGCUCCAGUGCACCAAGGCGGAGAUCAAGGACGUGAACGACGAGCACGUGAGGAGCCGGCAGGAGCUGGAGCAAACGCAGAACGAGCUCACCAGGGAGCUCAAGUUCAAGUAUCUGAUCAUAGAGAACUUCAUUCCUCCAGAGGAGAAGAAUAAAAUCAUGAACAGGUUGAUGUUUGACCCAGACGAGGAUGAGUGGAAGUUCAAGCCUCUUGUUCCAGAUGAAAGUAAAUCCUCACAGAUGAAGAAAAGACCAGCGUCUGCAGUCGGAUACAAGCGACCAAUCAGUCAAUACGCUCGGGUAGCGCUGUCCAUGGGAACUCACUCCAGAUACAGGGCUGAGAACAUCAUGUUGCUGGAGCUGGACAUGACUCCUCCAAACACCUCAGCUCUGACGGACGGGGAGCAGAACCAGAGUCCUACACUGAACAACUCUCCCACCAACGACAAAGGAAUCUGCUAAUCUCGCUCUUGGUACCAGAGUCAAAAAUCCAUCACUUCCUCUUCUUCUAAUAAUUCCUUGGCGGGUUGUCAGACGGCCACGCCUGCAGCGGCAAUGUAAAGCUUUGUUACAAAUAGUUUUUUUAAUUAUUAUUUAUUUGAUUUCUUCACUUGUUUUGGCCCGUUUGCGGCUUUAAAGACCUUUAAUUGACACCAGGACACAAACACACACCAUCACCUCUGCUGCCUCCGAAGAAGGCAUAAAACAGGAAGCUAACAGACCGGAUGAACCUCAGAGACUCCGUGAGACUUCACUCCUUCAGUUCGUUUCGGUUCAAACUGUCCCUUUCUUCUGCAUGUUUGAAUCAAAGAGGUUUUGGAUCAACAUUUUCAAAGAGAAAAUAUAGUCUCACUGAAGUAACUGGUGAAUUUUGGAGAGAAAAAUGGAAGACAUGGAUUAAGAUCUCAAUAAAUACUGAGAUAUCUAUACAUAUUUCAUCUAUUCAGGGGAUUUCCAGGUUAGGUUUUGUCUGUUUUAUGUGUAAAGGGAAGACUUUAACAAUUAAGAACAUUUUGUCUCUGUUGGCUUUUGGAAGUGACUGCAGUAAAAAUAAUAAUAAUGAUGUCGUUGGUCAGAUGUGGUCCUGAAACCUGAAUGAUGACCUUUAUCAUCCCUGUCCAUCCGUCUGUCUUUCUGUGUCUAAUUCAACUCAAAUGUCUUGAAAGAAAUAUCAUUAAAGUGCAGAAUGUGAUGCUUGA
Molecule: messenger RNA, 4210 nt
Organism: Xiphophorus couchianus (Monterrey platyfish)
Lineage: Eukaryota; Metazoa; Chordata; Actinopteri; Cyprinodontiformes; Poeciliidae
Gene: kif3ca
Product: kinesin family member 3Ca
Exons: 9
Coding region: 1368-3473 (701 amino acids)
Biological process (GO): mitotic cell cycle; microtubule-based movement
Cellular component (GO): microtubule
Molecular function (GO): microtubule binding; microtubule motor activity; ATP binding
Source: RefSeq, a predicted model, not a curated record